Molecule: messenger RNA, 4755 nt
Organism: Drosophila erecta
Lineage: Eukaryota; Metazoa; Arthropoda; Insecta; Diptera; Drosophilidae
Gene: Ddr
Product: discoidin domain-containing receptor 2
Exons: 17
Coding region: 348-3614 (1088 amino acids)
Biological process (GO): multicellular organism development; protein phosphorylation; positive regulation of kinase activity
Cellular component (GO): signaling receptor complex
Molecular function (GO): protein tyrosine kinase collagen receptor activity; ATP binding; collagen binding
Source: RefSeq, a predicted model, not a curated record
GUGUGGUGUCCUCCGCGCUGGCGUGUGUGUGUGUGUGCGUGCGUGUGGAUGACAUUGUGGCGCUCGUUGAGGCAGCUCCAGUUGACGGGCCAGUAGUCGUUGCGAAACUUUUGCUGGAGCAACGCGUCGGACAACUGGCGGAGUUACACCUAUCGUCAUCGGCUAUCGCCAAUCGGCUAUCGGUAAUCGACUAUCGAUUGUAAACUAUCGUUAUCGGCUAUCGCGUGUGUUGACCUUGGUCGUGAUUAGUGCUUACUAUAACUAAACCAUGUGCAACGUCAUCUUGCGAGCAUUGGAUCAUCCGUGGGAUUCCAAAGGCCUCCGAAUGUCCAGAGCCCGAACAUAAAAUGUGGAGGGCACCCGUCAGGUCGGCAUGGCCAACGUGUGAAAAGCGCGAGAGGAAAGGACAGAGGAAAAUACGAGAAAUCAAAAUGCCUGCAAUAAAGUUACAAGAAUUGAAUUCAAUUCAUUCACGGAGCGCCAGGCUGAAUCACAUGCCAACCGAAUGGUCGCCCACAACUGGAGCUCCAGAGCUCCAGAGCGAGGAGAGUCAGCGGGUCGAGGGGCACGACUGGAGGCGCCCUGCAACAAAUUAUUUAAAAAGUUAUUGCCGCAUUAAGCGUCAUGGUGUUAAUAACAGUAAAACUUUAUGUUGGCUGACACUGACUUUGAUUUUAUUGGCCAACCGAUUUGGAAUGGGCACAGCAGUCGGCACGCCGGAAACUCCAGCUGCCGGAGGAUCCAAUGGGUUGCUCACGGAACUGCAAAUCGGAACCUGCAAGCAGGCCUUGGGCAUGGAAUCUGGCGCCAUCGCCGACUUUCAAAUAACGGCCAGUUCGGCCCAUGACAUGGGAAAUGUGGGACCCCAGCAUGCCAGACUUAAAAUAGACAACAACGGAGGAGCUUGGUGCCCGAAGCACAUGGUGUCCCGUGGUCUAACGGAGUACCUGCAGGUCGACCUGCUAGGUGUCCACCUGGUCAGCGCCAUACGAACCCAGGGCCGCUUCGGCAAAGGUCAGGGUCAGGAGUACACUGAAGCCUAUGUGGUUGAGUACUGGAGGCCGGGUCUCAAGAAAUGGAUUCGAUGGAGGGGCCUCCAAGGCAAAGAGGUGCUGCCCGGCAACAUAAACACCUACAGCGAGGUGGAGAACGUGCUCCAGCCCAGCGUCUUCGCCUCCAAGGUGCGACUCUAUCCCUACAGCCAGUACGAUCGCACCGUCUGCCUGCGCGCCGAGAUCGUCGGCUGUGCCUGGGAAGAGGGAAUUGUGUCGUACAGCAUUCCCAAGGGCAUGCAGAGGGGCAUGGACAUCGAUCUGUCGGACAAAACCUACGAUGGAUACGAGGAGGGAGAUCAUUACGUGAACGGUUUGGGCCAACUCGUUGAUGGUCAGCGGGGCAAGGACAACUUCCGAGCCGAUAUUAAUGGCCUCGGCAAAGGUUACGAAUGGAUUGGCUGGCGAAACGACACUUUGCUCGGGCGGCCAGUGGAAAUCAUAUUCGAGUUUGAGACAGUUCGCAAUUUCAGUGCUGUCAUCAUACACACCAACAACAUGUUUUCCAAAGAUGUUCAGGUGUUUGUCCACGCCAAAGUAUUCUUCAGCAUCGGCGGUCGCCACUUCUCUGGCGAGCCGGUGCAGUUCUCCUAUAUGCCCGACCUGGUUUUGGAUCACGCACGCGACGUGACAAUCAAGUUGCACCAUCGCCUGGGGCGCUACCUGCAGUUGCAUCUGUACUUCGCCGCCCGCUGGAUGAUGAUAAGCGAGAUAACGUUUAUAUCAGUUCCUGUGGUCGGCAAUUUCACGGACGAGCUGCCGAAUGGCGAGAAACAGCCGUCCACUUCUGAGUAUCCGUUGCAGCGCGAUGAAGUCGGACGAGCGAUUAGCAGCGGAGGCGAACGAAGCCAGCACACGACUCAAGUUAUAUCUCCGAAGCCCAUUGACCACCAGGAACCAGAGACGAGCUUCGUCGGCGUCAUAAUCACAGUGCUGGGCACAAUAAUAAUGCUGCUGGUGGCAUUUAUACUGCUGAUAGUGGCUCGCAAUAAGCACGCCAGGGGCAGGGAGAACGGAUUGGAUGCCUUCCAGCACAACUUCAGCCCGGACACACUUAACGGCAACGGUGUCCUGAAGGUGGUCACAACAAUGGAUGACAAUGAGUCGUCCAUUGACAAGAACAGUCUGUACCAUGAGCCCUUCAACGCGAACAUGUACACCAGUGCGGCGAGUGCUUGCCCCAUGAAUGACCUGCAGCGUCAGCAUGUAUCACCCGACUACACAGAUGUGCCGGACAUUGUGUGCCAGGACUAUGCGGUGCCUCACAUGCAGCAGCUGCUGCCCAAUUCCCCGCCAUGCGGCUCGGGAUGCGGAACGGGCACGGGUCCCGGAACGGGGUCGAGUCCAGAAUUCGUUGUUGCCACAGGCAAAGUGACCGCCAGCACACGCAACUCUCUUAAUGCGGCCACACUGCCGCUACCUUCGCCGCCCGUGCCACCGCCGCCGGAGAAAUAUUACGCAGCAACGCCAGUUUGCAGCAAGCCCAUGCCCGUGGCGCCGCCGGGUUCCCAGAGCAGCGGAUCCCUCAGCUCCUCGACUACGGCUGCCACCACGCCCACCAGUGGCGGCGUGGGCAAACCGCAUCAUUACAAUUUGGAUAUGAGCGCAAAUUUCGCCGACAUUAACGAGGAGCGGGCCAAUUGCCAAGUGCAGGAGUUUCCGCGUCAGUCGCUGGUCAUCGUCGAGAAACUGGGCUCCGGCGUAUUUGGCGAGCUGCAUUUGUGCGAAACAAAUGUGCUGAAUGCUACCCUCGUGGCAGUGGCCACCCUGCGGCCCGGGGCCAAUGACCACCUACGCAAGGAGUUCCGCAGCAAGGCGAAGCAGCUGGCGCAGCUGAGCGACCCCAAUGUGGCCCGGUUGGUGGGGGCCUGCCUGCGGGACGAGCCCAUCUGCAUUGUGCAGGACUACUCGCACUGCCUGGGCGACUUGAACCAGUUCCUGCAGGAGCACGUGGCCGAGACUAGCGGACUGAUGGCCAAGAAGAGUCUUAGCUUCGGGUGCUUAGUCUACAUUGCCACACAAAUUGCAUCGGGCAUGAAGCAUUUGGAGCAAAUGAAUUUCGUUCAUCGGGAUCUGGCGACAAGGAGCUGCAUCAUUGGCCCCGAACUGUGCGUCAAAGUCUGCUCCAUCGGCACUGUGAUAAAUCGCUCGGCCUACGCGUCCGACUACUGCCAACUGGAGGGCUUCACCGGCAGACAGAGUCUGCCAAUGCCCAUUCGAUGGAUGGCUUGGGAGAGCGUCUUACUGGGCAAGUUCACAACGAAAUCGGAUGUGUGGUCCUUCGCAGUUGCCCUGUGGGAAAUAUUGACUUUCGCCAGAGAACAGCCCUACGAGCAUUUGUCGGACAAAAGUGUAAUUGAAAACAUUGGGCUCAUAUACCGGGACUACAAAAUGCAUGAACUUUUGCCAAUGCCGCCGAAUUGUCCGCGCGAGAUUUACGAUCUGAUGUGCGAGUGCUGGCAGCGGGACGAGUCGAGUCGACCCAGUUUCCGUGAGAUACAUUUGUAUCUGCAGCGCAAGAAUCUAGGUUUUAAGCCACAGACCCACACACACAUGUAUUGAAGCAUUCCAUGUGUAGAAACACGAAUUAAGCAUGAUUUUAGCAGGUAUUCACUCAAUUAUCCAUUUUGACAGCUAUCCGGGAAUAACACACUUUUAAAGAGAAAUGCAUGUAGAGAACUUAGUAAUAACAAUAAGCUGAUAAGCUUAUAAUCGAAACCCAAACCCCGAAUUUAAAACGUUACACUUUUUUCCACUGGUAUGCGCAACCGGAAAUUAUCAAAUUAUGUAUAUCAGAGGUAACGACUGUUUGUACGGUAAAACACAGGAAUCGCUAACAAAUAUUAUACUUCUAAGGACACAAUCAAGUGAAUAGCUUAUAAAACCAUUCGAGUAAUACACAUUAAAAGAGUUGAAAUGUAAAUAAUAUUGGUAGUAAACUCCGUAUGGUAAUAUUUGUGCAUUCUAUCCAAUGGAUAAUUAAAUGGAAUCGAAAAAUAAAAACAUUGACAUAUGUGUGUACCUAUCGCUCCUCCACCUGAACGCUAUCUAUCAAAUCAAUUAUGCUUUACAUAUUUACUAGAGUAACAUGAAAUGAGUCUAUAUUUAUAAAAACUAAGUAAUGUCCACCUGCCGUUGCUGCCCCUUUUCCUAAAAUUGAAAUUGCAUUUUGACGAUGUAUCGCGAUGGAAAAAGUAUUUAACGCCUGCAUAUAAUUUCGACAAUAACUGUUUAAACAAAGAAAUGUGAAAACAAUUGUGCAAAUCGCUUUGUAUUUCUGCAAAUCUAAACUCUUUCGAGUUAAAAACCUAGGCUAAUCGCAGACACUCGUUUUAAAAAAUCUAGUCUACACAGAAGUCAAUUAGACGCAUAUCAAAAAAGUAUUUUGUUUAACCAAAUUUUACUGUGCCUUUCCCUGCUAUUUUUUGUGCUGUACAAAGUCUAAAAUAAUCAUUUAUAAAUUUCAUUUUCUUUGUGUUCUAUCAAAAGCUUGAAAAGGUUUCGCUGAAAAAAGAUAUGCAGUUAUAUCAACUCGGUCUAAGAAAAUUAUUUUUAAAUAUAAGCAUAGCUGUAAGAUCGUUUUAAAUUUGCAUGAUAAACAACAUUUACAAUAUUUUAGUUAAGAGUUAAAUGGUUUUCAUGUAUUCUACAUAUUUAAAAUGGUAAAAUGGUUAAAUUCCCAUUCCGAAUCAAAGGAAUUUAU